This is a messenger RNA of Danio rerio (zebrafish), 1683 nucleotides long. RefSeq names its product ELOVL fatty acid elongase 4a (gene elovl4a). The record is from RefSeq and is marked provisional. Gene Ontology annotation, molecular function: fatty acid elongase activity. Gene Ontology annotation, biological process: fatty acid elongation, polyunsaturated fatty acid; very long-chain fatty acid biosynthetic process; unsaturated fatty acid biosynthetic process. Lineage: Eukaryota; Metazoa; Chordata; Actinopteri; Cypriniformes; Danionidae. Gene Ontology annotation, cellular component: membrane; endoplasmic reticulum membrane; endoplasmic reticulum.
CUAGGAUGCUCGAUACACGAAUGGGUUUAUUACUAUCUGCUUCAUACACGGGCCUUUGAGCAGAUACAUAUCGGUAAAAAGGUGUUUUUCACGGCAAGACUAACGGGAUAGCGCGACCUUGCGCUGAAUGUCAUUACAAAGGGAUUUUAAUCUCGCGACGACUGUGAGGAUCUGAGUCCCAGCCAUGGAGAUCAUCCAGCACAUCAUCAACGACACCGUCCACUUCUACAAAUGGAGUCUCACCAUUGCAGACAAGCGUGUGGAGAAAUGGCCCCUGAUGGACUCUCCUCUGCCCACUCUGGCCAUCAGCUCUUCAUACCUGCUCUUCCUCUGGCUGGGGCCCAAAUACAUGCAGGGCCGCGAACCCUUCCAACUGAGGAAAACCCUCAUCAUCUACAACUUCAGCAUGGUCAUCCUCAACUUCUUCAUUUUCAAAGAGCUGUUCCUUGCGGCACGAGCAGCGAACUACAGCUACAUCUGCCAGCCGGUGGAUUAUUCAGACGAUCCCAAUGAAGUGAGGGUGGCAGCAGCUCUGUGGUGGUAUUUCAUCUCUAAAGGCGUUGAGUAUCUGGACACGGUGUUUUUCAUUUUACGCAAGAAGUUUAACCAGAUCAGCUUCCUGCACGUCUAUCACCACUGCACUAUGUUCACCCUCUGGUGGAUCGGCAUCAAAUGGGUUGCCGGCGGCCAGUCAUUCUUCGGGGCUCACAUGAACGCAGCCAUCCAUGUGCUGAUGUACUUAUAUUAUGGGCUGGCAGCGUUUGGUCCAAAAAUACAGAAGUUUCUGUGGUGGAAGAAGUAUCUGACCAUCAUCCAAAUGGUCCAGUUUCACGUCACCAUCGGCCACACGGCUCUGUCUCUGUACUCGGACUGUCCGUUCCCCAAGUGGAUGCACUGGUGUCUGAUCGGAUACGCUCUCACCUUCAUCAUCCUGUUCGGGAACUUCUACUACCAGACGUACCGCCGUCAGCCGCGCCGUGACAAACCCAGAGCACUUCAUAACGGAGCCUCCAACGGAGCCUUGACCUCCAGCAAUGGAAACACGGCCAAGCUGGAGGAGAAGCCGGCGGAGAGCGGCCGCAGGAGGAGAAAGGGCAGAGCGAAGCGCGAUUAAAAGCAUUAAUAACAUCAUCCAAAUAAGCGAGAGCAUCGUGAACAAACACAACACGGGCCAGGCGGACACAUACAUGAGUUCAUGUGUAUUGAGACUGAACAAAACACUCUGCAAAUAUACUUUUUCUUCAUUUUGGGACAUUAUUCCCAUUGAGCGGACACCUUGAUGUCAAAAAGACAUUGUCGUCAAAAACACAUCCAAAAUGCAUCAAUUUGAUGUCAAAACCUUGACGUCUAUUUGACAUCCACGCAUUGAUGUAAAAAUAAUGACACAAAUAUUAUAAGGAAAAUAAGCUUCAAACUAAAAAACUUCAAAUUUACACAAAAACACAGGCCAGGCGGACACAAACAUGAGUUAAAGUGGAGAGAGACUGAACAAAAUCAAUCUGCAGAUACCCUUUUUCUUCAUUUUAGGACAUUAUUCCCAUUCACCUUAAUGUCAAAACGACAUAAAAUUAAAAAUCGACAUUAAAAAAUGCAUCAAUUUGACUUCAAAACCUUGACGUCUAUUUAACAUCCACACAUUAAUGCCCUUUUGACCACCAAAAUGACGACACAAACGCAUUAUAA